This is a messenger RNA of Astyanax mexicanus (Mexican tetra), 2782 nucleotides long. RefSeq names its product inhibin beta B chain. Gene Ontology annotation, molecular function: cytokine activity; hormone activity; growth factor activity. The transcript has 2 exons. NCBI's taxonomy places the organism in Eukaryota, Metazoa, Chordata, Actinopteri, Characiformes, Acestrorhamphidae. The record is from RefSeq and is a predicted model, not a curated record. Gene Ontology annotation, biological process: BMP signaling pathway; SMAD protein signal transduction. The coding region runs from base 241 to 1410 and encodes 389 amino acids. Gene Ontology annotation, cellular component: extracellular region.
UCCUCCCCCUCCCGUAAUUUGUGACUGUGUGUGUGUGUGUGUGCACGCGCGCGUCCCGGUGCGUUCAUUGGAGCGUCCCUCAAGCGUGUCACAACUUUUGGUGGAUUACCCCAGAUCUCCCGGACCUCAAGCUUCAGUCUCCAGCGCGCUCUGCUGCUCUGCGCUUCUCCACGCUCCUCCUCCAGCAACUUACACCUGCCGACAGCGGACCAAACAGGCAGUGCGCGAGCUGACGGCAAGAUGCUCUCCAUACCGCUCCUGGACUUGUCCCUCCACGGGGACCGGACUCACCACGGCGGCGCGGUGUCCGCGCUGUUCUCCGCGCUGGUGCUGCUCAGCGCGCUCCUGCUUCUCCAGGGGCUCGGGGGCGCGACCGCCGCCUGCACGACGUGCGCCACGGCGAACAGAGACUCGGACGAGAACGCGCUCAUCGAGGCGGCCAAGAGGCAGAUCCUCAACAAGCUACACCUGCGCGAGAGACCCAACAUCACACACACCGUGCCGCGCGCCGCCCUCGCCACCGCGCUGCGCAAACUGCACGCCGGGCGCGUGCGGCCGGACGGCACCAUCGAGCUGGACAACGGCGGGGCGAGCUCGCACGUCAACGACCAGUCCUACGAGAUAGUCAGUUUUGCAGAUAUGGAUGAUUUAGACUCCAGUGGAAUUGACCCCAGCCUGUCCUUCCAGUUCCUCCAGGAGCGUGGUCAGAGUGUGCAGGUGCUGCAGUCCUCACUGUGGCUGUACGUGCGUCCUGCUGAUGGCCCGCGCCCGGCCGUCCGCGUCUCCGCCCAGGUCUACCUGUCUGGCAUAGACGAUGCCGAGAACCGCACCCUGCUCCUCCAGAGAAACGUGGAGGUGGCACGAGGUGGCUGGCACACCUUCCCCGUCAGCAGCACCCUGCAGGCCUUCCUGGAUGGUGGGCAGCGGCGUCUGCGGCUGGAGGUGCACUGCGAGGACGGUGGCCAGAAUCUGUGCAGCCGGCGUGGUGCCGACACCUCCCAGCAGCCCUUCCUGGUGGCACAGGUUCGUUUACGCGAUGACUCCAAGCACGCCCUGAGCAAGCGCUCACUGCACUGCGGCGAUGACGUCAGCGUGUGCUGUAAGAAGGACUUCUACAUCAAGUUCAAGGACAUCCAGUGGCAGGACUGGAUCAUCGCACCUGAAGGCUACCACAUGAAUUACUGCAUGGGCCAGUGUCCGCAGCACCUGGCCGGCUCACCGGGCAUCGCCUCAUCCUUCCACGCCACCGUCUUCAGCCAGCUGAAGGCGAACGGCAUCCACACGGCCGUCUCUUCUUGCUGUGUUCCCAUUCAGAGACGUCCGCUCUCAAUGGUCUACUUUAACUCACAGCACAGCAUCGUAAAGACCGACGUCCCCGACAUGAUCGUGGAGUCCUGUGGGUGCACGUAAAACAGGACACCAAACAUCAGAGACAAGUUCCUAUUGCAGAAGGCACUUUUACUUUAAUGAAGACAUUGUGUGACAUUUUAUACCUUCAUUUGAGAUUGGUAACUUUUAUAUGCAGUAAAAGUGUGAAGUAAUUCUAUUUAUCAACUGUGUUAAUGUGGCCCCCUCAUGCAGGCCUCUUGUUCUUUACCCGAUGCAAAGAAAGGCUCACAAAUCUUAUAUCAUAUCUUUUAGGGCAUUUCAAAUGUAUCAAAGCAGUGCACAGGUGAAGCAAAGACACUGUAGGGAUUAUGUGAUCCUCUGGGCCUUUACACUGUACUGUUUGAUUAGUUUUCAACUAAGGUCGCUGGCCUAACCUCUGCCUGGUUACCCAAUGAGAUGGGUAAACAUUUAGUUAUUGCCACAUGCACAAGCGAAAGUCUAAAAAGGGCAAGAUGGUAAAUGGACAUAUGUGACAUGCUGGAUUCUGUUUGAUGUGAAAGUUCUUGGGGAUCGGGGAUUAUAUCUGAGCCUGCAAAUUUCACAUUGUAUUCCACAAAGUUCUCAAGGCUUUUUAUGUACUGUUUUGUUUACGUCAACCAUAGUUGUGUUCAUGCUUUUGUUGUUUUGAGUUGUUUUGUUUAGGUCUGUGUUAAGUUAAGACUCUUUCUUUAGGCAUCCUAGCUUUAUUUAGAGAUGUGUUUAAUGUAUUUUUGGCACAUGCUAUACAUCUGGAAUUUCUGCAAAAUUUAACAAAGAAGCUUUUCACCAUUUCCCAAAGAUAAGGAGAAAACAAUGAGAUAAAAAGAGAAAUGUCUUGUUGAAGCACUUCCUCUCCUGCAGUGCAUUAGGUAUGACAUAUUGAUACAGGAUACAGAGGUGUGAUUAUGCUGGUCUCAGGUUAUGGCAUUAUAGCUUGCUUCAUUUACUAUGUUUACAGUUCUAUUGAUUUCAGGGUCAGACUCACAAAGAACAGAAAGUCUUUCUUAAUGAUGGAUUUCUACAAUGCUUCCAGAUUUACCACUGCAUGCAUGAAGCACUUUUAGAAACUGAACUUAAUGCUUCUGUGUCACAACUCAGGUUUGUGGCUGCACUUUUGUACCUGUUAAAAUAUAAUAAUUUGCAUUCAGCUUUUGUUUUCAGUUGGGUCACGUCUGACUUUUGCAUGUGUUUGUACACUUUUUUUGUUGCUUUUUUUUCUUCUGUUCAUUGAUGUAAGUUAAAUAUGUUGUAAGUUAUGACCAAAUACCAAAUAAUUUAUUUGUAUGUAAUUUAUAAUAAUUUUAUAACAAUAUUUUCAUACAAUAGGAUAGUUUGACAAUCAUGUAAUCUUACACUGUGCUUUUGUUAAAUGUGUUUAUAUUUUAUUAAUAUAAAAUAAAAGAAAUAAAAAAUA